Messenger RNA from Orussus abietinus, 3567 nucleotides. RefSeq lists its product as uncharacterized. The record is from RefSeq and is a predicted model, not a curated record. The coding region runs from base 1922 to 3376 and encodes 484 amino acids. The transcript is spliced from 4 exons. Lineage: Eukaryota; Metazoa; Arthropoda; Insecta; Hymenoptera; Orussidae.
UCUUCCUCGACUGCCAUUAUGCAUACAAGACGUUCCUAAAGAUCCCGCGAUCAGCAAAGUAAAUUUCAAGACCGAAGAAUCGUGUUAUACCCUCUUGCAGAGAAAGAGAGAGGAAAAUUACUGUAGCCAUUUAAGAAAAUUGUCGCAUGAAAUUAUUCGGGGGUAUUUUUUUCAAUGAUAUACAGGGUAGUUGGCAUGCCUGGAAGUUGACGACGCCGCCGGUGGCGGUGCUGCGGUCGGCCAAGGGAAACCAACGACCUUGAGAAGGGAAACCUCGCCGAGAGUUCGCGACCGGUCCGGUAGAUCGCGAUUCCUCGCGAAAUCCCGAAAGAAACAACCGGUAACGACCUCAUAAAACGUCCGGUCCGAGGAGAAAGAGGUUUCUCUCCUCCCGGACAGAGAAACCGUCCCGGACUCGUUCGAGCCCGAUCAAGACCGUCGGAGACGAAUUUCCGAUUUCUGACACAAUGGACUCUCUUACGUCACCUGCCCACUUAUCUCGCUUUCACUGGAGCGACACAGCUCCGUUUUAUCACUCGAGAGGGCUUUCGUCUACAUGGAAACGUACUCUUGCAAAUUUUACUUUUCACCCAAAUGGCGGCGCCGAAAAGGAAUUCCCACUCAUGAAAGUUUUACAAAUAUUCUGACGUUUUUAUAGAUAAAUAGUAUGUAAUAUAUUCAUGUAAAACAUUUCUGUCGUUGGAAACAUCAGCACGAUCCUCGGACCUCCUUAUGGAGGACCUCCACAAGGAGGUUCUAGGAGCGUGCUAGGUGGAAUUUACUUUCAUCAGGAACUCUAACUCGGCAAUUAACACCGGUGGAAGCUUCCUUUCCUUAAGGAAGUACGCGGAGGCAGUCGUUAACACCUCGAUGUCAAUGUACACCCGGGGACAUGAUUUGUUAAGCUCAAAUAAGUCUCAAGACUAAGAAAAUGAAGCUGAAAUCUUUAUAAUAGCUUUGCGAAUUACUGGACACGGUGCAUUAAAUAGAAUACCUCAAGAUAAUCAUAGGUCAUUUAUAAUAUCAGGUGAAAAGAAACGUGAGGAUUUUUUAAAUGAUUUUCGCGAUUAAGGGAGCGAUUCAAAAUGGCGUCCUUGGCCUUGCGGAGAUUCGUUAUGGCGGCUAAUUCUGAUCGUAAAUCAUUUUCUUUUCUGUUCGCGGUUAACUAUCAAGCUAGCUAAAGUGUUAGCAGCGUAAUUUCUUACGAGUACUAUGAGUUACGUCACGAUGACAGUACGCCAGGCGCCAAGACACAUUUAUGCGACAUACCGAUGAAAAAUUAUCGCAACUAGCUUUCUCCAACUCACUAUGACCGAUGCGUUGUCACAGGAAAAGAACCCAAUUCCAUUUGUGAUUUAACAUUGCGUAAUUACAGCAAGUUGGAUUAUUUUAAGUACUUCUCAGUCUUCCCCAUCGAUUAAAUGAUUUCUAAAAAUAUAUAUACUAUUGGUUUAGCAAUGCCACUUGAAAUAUGGACUACUGGACAUUGCAUAAAAAUCGUCCCAGGAUUUGAAUUCACCAGCCCAGUGAUCCGCGAAAAAUGUGUGGAGAAAAAAAAUAAGCCCAGAAUCCGGAGAAACCGCGACGUGCGGAAAGGAGCGGGCAAAAAAAGGGAGCCUCGAAUCCGGAGCGGGAGUAACCUUGUCACAUAACCUUGCGCGUGAACUUCACGGCGCCAUUGGCCGCGGGCAAGGAUCACUUUCACCGGAGCGACGGCCGAAGAAAGGCGACUUGCGGCGGGCCAGCGAGGUGGUGCGGUCCGGUUCCGGUUCCACUUCCAGUUCCACUUCCCCGGCCACUUUCGGCGCGGACCCGAGGGGAGGAUACGCGCCUAUAUAACUACGGCGUUCCGCUGAUUGGGCGAAGUAAACCACGCUCCCUGUGCCCAGAGAUCGCGCCCAGAGGGCGGCAUUGCGACGCCAUGAGGAUUCGCCCAAGAUGCGCGGCUGCGCUAGUUGUGCUACUGCAGGCCGCGCUUGUGGCGGGCAAGGCACUGGAACAGACGCAAUUGCAGCAGAUUCAGGAGCAAGUUCCAUACGGCACAGAGGCCCAGAAGCGAUUCGGAGGCGACGAGGGAGGGUUCGUGGGUCCCGUCGAAGAGCACCAUGAAGAGCACCAUGAAGAGCACCACGAGGUGCACGACGACCACCACCACGACCACCAUGACCCAGGGUAUUGGAAGAAGAAGCUGAUAUGGAAACCAGGCUGGAAGAAGAUCUGGAAACCAGCCCAGAAGCAGAUCUGGAAGCCGGCGUGGAAGAAGAUCUGGAAACCAGUCUGGGAGCCGACCCAAAGAGCGAUUUGGAAGGAGAUCCAGGUCCCAGCGUGGAAGAAGAUCUGGAAGCCGGUCUGGAAGGAGAUCCAGGUGCCAGUGUGGAAGGAGAUCCAGGUCCCGGCCUGGAAGAAGGUGUGGAAACCGCUCUGGAAGCCGAUCAAGGUUCCUGCCUGGAAGGAGAUCCAAGUUCCGGCCUGGAAGAAGGUGUGGAAGCCAGUUUGGAAGGAGAUCCAGGUGCCGGCGUGGAAAGAGAUCCAGGUCCCAGCCUGGAAGCAGAUCUGGAUCCCGGAGUGGGUGAAGGUCGGCAUUCCUGGCGAGCACUACCAUGGGACCGACCACCAUGGUUGGGAAUACACGAGCCAUGACCUCUGGAAGAAGAAGCUGAUCUGGAAGCCGCUCUGGAAGAAGUACUGGAAGCCUGCGAAGAAGCAGAUCUGGGUGCCGGACAAGAAGCUGGAGUGGAAGGAAGAGUGGAAGCAGAUCUGGAAGCCGGCGAAGAAGCAGAUCUGGCUGGACGACAAGAAGCUCGUCUGGAAGGAGGAGUGGAAGCAGAUCUGGAAGCCGGACAAGAAGCUGGAAUGGGUGCCGGACAAGAAGUUGGAGUGGAAGGAGGCUUGGAAGCAGAUCUGGAGGACGGAGAAGAAGCAGGAAUGGGUGCCCGACAAGAAGCUGGCCUGGAAGGAGGCUUGGAAGCAGAUCUGGGUGCCGGCCUGGAAGGAGAUCUGGGUCCCUGCCUGGAAGAAGAUCUGGAAGCCGGUCUGGAUCUCCGAAUGGUUCCCCAGCGAGGACCACCAUCAUCCCCAUCAUGGCUGGGAAGAUCGCAAGGACACCCAAGUCCAGGCUUCGGAGCUGGUGGCAAGAUCCACCAAGCCCGCCGACCUGCGUUCGCAGCAGGCCCAACAAACCCAACAAACCCAACAAAUUCUACAGGUCCAGGAGGCCCAGUUGUCUCCAGACCCGCAAACCCAGGAAACGGACAGAGCUAGGUGGGACAGGUCCUUCCGAAAUGGUCUCAAGACCAUAACGCAGGACUUGGUCCCUCCACCUCUGCCCACCAACCAAGACAAGGUGAAUGCGGCCUUCAAGUUCCCUGGUCGCUAAUUUGGGAGGUGGGCAGCUGGGUUUUUUCCCCGGGGUCUAUCCCCGUCCUGGAUGUAACAUAAGCCAUUGUAUAUAUUAACGUUAAGGCCUAAAAUAACGAUAAGUUACCCGGGCGCUUGCUACUCGACUGACGCGUCCUCGGCGGACUUCUACCCUUUCCUUCCCCAGCACUGUUAUCGUUUUUUUUUAUA